AUGGCAGGCAGUAAGUUGGUGCUGGAAGGGAGGAUCAGUGUUAAAAGCUUUCUCUCAGGACUCGCUGUGAUUAUUAUACCUCUUAUUGUUAAAUUCGGCUCGCAUAAAGACUGGGUAUUCGAUUAUCUUACCGGGGUCAACGGAAAAAUAGCCAUUGCGGUGUAUAUUACAGUUAUCAACGGAUUUCUGCUGGUCAUAUAUAAGGGACCUCUGUAUCAGGUUGCUGUGAGAGCUUGCUUUUUAGGAUUUACCUUCGGAUGUGGCUUGAUCAUAAGUUUUGCCGAUUCAACAUGGACACACUUUGGCUGGUACAUGUGUUCACUGUCAUUCUUCCACUACUCCGAGUAUCUUGUCACUGCCAUCAUCAACCCUCGCAGUCUGUCUCUAGACUCUUUUCUGCUCAACCACAGUGUUGAAUACACAGUAGCAGCCAUCUCCUCCUGGAUGGAGUUCAUUGUGGAAAAGCUGCUCGUUCCAGAACUAAAGCAUCUGAACUGGAUCUGUGUCGUGGGGUUAUUGGUGGUAUUUUGUGGCGACGGUUUGCGCAAGUCCGCCAUGCUGACAGCAGGAUCCAACUUUAACCAUAUAGUGCAGAAUGAGAAAGCACAUACCCACGUGCUGGUCACCAGUGGCGUGUACUCGUUCUUUAGACACCCCUCCUAUGUGGGCUGGUUCUACUGGAGUGUCGGUACUCAGAUACUGCUGUGCAACCCAUUAUGCCUUUUGGCUUACACACUGGCCAGUUGGCGGUUCUUUCGGGAGCGAGUCGAGGAAGAGGAGAUCUUCCUGAUCCAUUUCUUCGGAGAGGAUUACAUCGAGUACAAGAAGAAAGUGCCCACCGGUUUGCCCUUCAUCUCAGGUAUUAGGGUAAACUCGUAAGACUGGGACAGAUGAACUGAAGGGGGAAACUUGGAAAUGUCUAGAAGUGCACUCCUGUACACCUCAGACUGGCACUGUGAGCGAGCUGGGUACCUGGUUACCUCAUGGCUUGCAUUAACGCCAAGGCAAGUGUGGACACAGGCAAGAAACUGACCUGCUGAUCUGCUCUGAGACACACGGGUUGCGCUUUGAGCGGGGUGGAUACUCUACCUCUACACAGAAAACGUACACACUGCUACCCCCGUGACUCCCAUACAUACUUCCUACAUUGUCCCUUCAUUUACACACAUUUGCUUCAUCAUCAUUACAUAUUUUUACAUUCACAUGUUCUUACUAGUCUUGUUCCAGUUCGUGAUAUGUCUGUUUAACAUAUCCAUCCAUUUAUUGGUUAUUUUAUAUAAAUUCCACAAUCAUUUAUGUGUCAUGAUUCUGUUUUUGUUUUACCUGUAUUAGAACAUGGUUUCGACUUUAAGGGAAUCUGAACUAGUGAGAUUGUUCAGUGUUAGCGUUUAAGGUGUACUGUAAAGUAUUUAAAAUUUGCCAACGUGUACCAAAAAUUCACCGAACGGUUAGAAAGAGUUGGGCCUUCCCAAAAGUGUAUUAAAUAGGGGUUUUAUUAAUGAAUGUUCUAAAGUGUCUGUACAAAUUAUCAAAAUGUACACUGAUCAGCCAUAACAUUAAAACGACCUCCUGGUUUCUACACUCACUGUCCAUUUUAUCCAUUUUAUCAGCUCCACCGUAUAGAAGCACUUUGUAGUUCUACAAUUACUGACUGUAGUCCAUCCGUUUCUCUGCAUGCUUUGUUAGCCCCCUUUCACCAUGUUCUUCAAUGGUCAGGAUUCUCCCAGGACCCCCACAGAGCAGGUAUUAUUUAGGUGGUGGAUCAUUCUCAGCACUGCAGUGACACUGACAUGGUGGUGGUGUGUUAGUGUGUGUUGUGGAGUUUUUUUAAAUACCAUGUCCACUCACUGUCCAUCUAUUAGACAUGCCUACCUAGUUGGUCCACCUUGUAGAUUUAAAGUCAGAGAUGAUCGCUCAUCUAUUGCUGCUGUUUGAGUUGGUCAUCUUCUAGACCUUCAUCAGUGGUCACAGGACGCUGCCUACGGGUCUGAUCCACUCAUACCAGCACAACACACACUAACACACC
Trichomycterus rosablanca is the source of this 2026-nucleotide messenger RNA. RefSeq names its product isoprenylcysteine carboxyl methyltransferase (gene icmt). The transcript is spliced from 5 exons. Gene Ontology annotation, cellular component: endoplasmic reticulum; membrane. Gene Ontology annotation, biological process: C-terminal protein methylation. NCBI's taxonomy places the organism in Eukaryota, Metazoa, Chordata, Actinopteri, Siluriformes, Trichomycteridae. The coding region runs from base 1 to 879 and encodes 292 amino acids. Gene Ontology annotation, molecular function: protein C-terminal S-isoprenylcysteine carboxyl O-methyltransferase activity. The record is from RefSeq and is a predicted model, not a curated record.